Molecule: messenger RNA, 6621 nt
Organism: Closterium sp. NIES-67
Lineage: Eukaryota; Viridiplantae; Streptophyta; Zygnematophyceae; Desmidiales; Closteriaceae
Source: the annotation of a GenBank genome assembly
AAGCACUACUAGCCCCGUACCGCGCCGCCUCGCUCGAUCCCUGGAUCAAUCCUCGAUUAGUCCGUCCUAGUUGCAGCGAGCCCUGGUCCGCUCUCUUGCCCGCUAGACUAGCCUCCCGCAGAUAAGGGGAACCUCGGGAUUCGGAUCAAGAUCGGGAUCGUGCGAAAGGAUAAGGGUCGCUGACAGACGGACAGGUGUACGAGGAGAGAUGGGUUGAGAUUAGGGAGACUGCUUUUAGAACGACCACCCCAUUCCUCCUUUCUACUGUAUUGUUUUCCGCUUUGCUGCAAAGGAUGCUGAUUGAGCCAACUGAAUCGGCAUUGCAUGGCAUUGCAGUGCCUAUUACAGGUCAUUUACCGUCUUAUGCAGGCCAUAUCGGGCUUUCUAGUUCGGAGAACGACUGUUCAGUCUUUCAUUACAGUAUCGGAUUCUCAGCUCGUUUGAUCCAUAAACGCGUCGCUUCAAUCGAGUCGGCAACUGAGCAGAUAUUUCCUAUCUUUCGGAAUUGAAUCGAAACCCGUAGCUCUCGAUUAGUAGCGUGGGAGCCAGCCAACGCAAUGCCGCCAGCUAAUUCGGCUUCCCGACGUCCUCCUGUCGACACCUCCAAGGCUCGCACCUCGCUCUCGAGCCCGCGACGCCCGCAGCUUUCGAUUAGGAGCGUGCAUGCCGCGAGCUCGAUGCGAGUUACAGCUAGAGUCGGCCAUUCGGACUCCCAGCCAGCCAAGGCCAGUUAUCGAGGCGCCUCAACAAUCCACCUGUACCGCUAACCAUUCGUUACCAGCAGUCGAGGCCACACCGACUACACCGUCAGAUCCGGGUGGCACUGUCAGCCUUCGGUCAGACUUGACGUCAGCCGGUCAAUUAGCCGGUCGUCAGGAAGCCGUCCCUGGCCGUACGGACUGUAAUUGGUCGAGGUUUCCUGAUUGGACGAAGGUUCCUCGUGCGGGUAGUAGUGGCAAUGGGCGGAGAUUCCGAUCCCGACUGCGAGAUUCCCGACUUCGAGCUUCCUUCCGAGUUACCUUCUGAGACCAACAAGGAAAGAGAUUCACGUGCGAUCGCCUGCAUGCAGCCACGUUGCAUUCCCUCCGCUCGCAUUCGCUCGCUUCACGCACCUGGGCUCCGGAUUCUGUGGCCGGGAGUACGGGAACGAGAAGCAUGCGUGCUUCACCCUUGCAUCGCUGUUUUUUCGGCAGCACGUGCGAAGGUUCCUCGGGCUCGUCGGGCCGUGUCGACCAUCGGCGCUUGCGCUGAUCGCUGGUUGCUCUUCAUCGGAACCACGAAUCGGCGGCACGGACACACCGCCGACGCGCUGCAGGCGAGUUCGAUCUAUCAAUGGGAGCACGGUGAUUGAUCGCUCCUCAACCCAAGGCAACAAGACUGGCCGUCAGUUCCCUCUUGCCUCUUCGUUCAGGUGGUUGGACUAGCUCAAUCGACAACUGCCUCUUGCCGUUCGUCCAUUGUCGACGGUCGACUGUCCGAGGUUCAGUCAUUUGACGGAUUCAGUCUCGGGGCUCCGGUAACCCCCAUUUCACGAGAGCCGUCAAGCCAGCAGCCGUCCAUCUCGGGCAAUCGUCAAGAAGCCGUGAGGCGCGUCUGUGCUGCACGUGAUGCUCCACCUGCCUCGGCACUGAUCAACAGCCUACAGCCUUUUAGGUGCUUGUCUCGGCCUCGGAACUAACAUCUGCUCCUCGGAACUUGCUUCCCUGGGUUCCCUCUGGUGGUAGUCCCCCCGUCAGCACUCAAGUCUCCCUCCCCGCCUUAGCUCGUCGUCCCUCGGCCCUUCCACACGCCCACCUCGUUGCCUCUCCUGGGACUCUCCGUUCUCCAGGCACGACUGGGCGUGAAGUGAAUUGUGGUGUAACGCCUCGUCUCCUCGGAGCGAGCGUAUCUGGCGGCUGGGAGGAGUGUAUUUGGUGGCAGGAAGCAGUGUAUCUGUGUGCCGGCCUCUCAUGGAGGCAGAGGAGGUCGGGAGGCACAGUGUCGCUGCUGGUGGUGGUGAUGAUGGUGAUGCUACUGGUGGUGCCUCUGCUGGUGCCUCUGCUGGUGCCUCUGCUGGUGCCUCUGCCGGUGCCUCUCUGAAUGGUUUCCCCAUGAAUGCUACCCCCCUGCUGACUCAGCCUGCUGUGGGGCCGGUGACUGGGUUUCCUGAGCCGACUCAGUCUGGCUUGGAGGCGUGGCAAGGGUUGCCGGUGGUGGGCAGAGAGAUGGAGAAUUCAAACAUGCAUGGGAGAGAGAGCAGCUGCAGCUGUGACGAGCCUGCGGAGGAGCAGCAGAGGGAAGGAGGAGCAGGAGCGGAGGGAGGAGGAGGGGCAGGAGGGGUAGAGAACGGUGGUGGUGUGUAUGGCCUGGGCGGAGCAGACACAGUGGGAGGAUCAGAUGGAGGAGGGGAAGAAGAUUCAACGAGAACAGGCCUGGGAGGUGGGGGAGGAGGAGGGGAGUUGGGUAGAGCUGGCGGGGAUGGGGACGCGCUGAGGGUGCUGGCUCAGCCGCCGCUGCACAUGCUGCAGUCCGUGCGGCCCGAGCCCUUCAACGGCUACAGUGAACAGGGUCACGAGGGGCAAGCUGGGGUCAUGGCUUCUGCAAGCCACGGCUUGCUGCUGGCGCAUCCAACGGCUGAGAAGCCCCAGGAGCUGGAGUGGGACGAUCUGAUCGGUCGGAUCGAGGCGGAGAUUGAGAAGCCCCAGGCGAGCUCGUGCGUGGAUGGGGAGUCUUCUUCAAUCGCCAGACAGGACAGCCAGAUAGUGUCAAGCAGUGAGGGUGCAAUCACUCCAAGCGAUUCCGGGGCUCUCAAGCGUGACCCCGGCAAGGGCAAGGCGCGGCGGGUGGUGCAGAGGAAGCGGCCAGCCAACAGCACGUCCAAGUUCCGAGGCGUGACGCACCACUGCCGCACAGGGCGGUGGGAGGCCCACAUAUGGGAGGAGGGGCGGCAGGUGUAUCUGGGGGGAUUUGAUUCGGAGAAACAGGCAGCUCUGAUGUACGACAUAGCUGCACUCAAGAUGAGGGGAGAGGACGCGCAGACCAACCUCCCACCUGAGGAGUACACCAAGUACACCAAGGAAAUAGAGGCUGUUCCCAAGGAGGAGCUCAACCUCCUGCUGCGGCGCCACAGGCACUUCACAAAACCCUUUCUUAUCCUUGUGCCUCCUGCCCAUCCCCCUCUUCCUCAUGCCGUGCCCACCGGAGAGGCCGUUCCCAAGGAGGAGCUCAUUCUCCUGCUGCGGCGCCACAGCAAGGGCUUUGCUCGGGGGACCUCCAAGUACCGAGGGGUCACCAAGCACCAGAAGGGUCGGUGGGAGGCUAGGAUAGGGCAUGUGGAGGGCAAGCGGUAUGAUUACCUGGGGCUGUUCGACACUCAGGAGCAGGCUGCCAUGGCGUACGACAGGGCUGCUGUGAGGCAGAGGGGUCAGCAGGCAGUAACCAACUUCGAUCUGGCCAUGUACGCAGACGACAUCCGGGAAUUCAACCUCAUGGCGCAGCGCUUGCAGCAGCACAAGGCAGCCCACGCUUUCCAAGCCCGCUCCAGCGUUCUCCAGCACGCAGCCAGCGGCUUGGAUCAGAAAAGUGGCCCAUUGGAGCACAGGAGAGUGCAGUCUGAACCCAGCAUUCGCUCUGGCAUGCUGCUGCUGCAGCAGCAGGACGAGCAGCAGUGGCAGCAGCAGCAUCAGGAGCAGCAGCAGGAACGGCAACAGCAGCAGCUGCUGUUGCUGCAGCGCCAGCAGCUUCAGAUGCAGCAGCAACAGCAACAGUGGAUGCAGCAGCAGGAGCAACAGAUACUACAGCAGCAGCAGCGGCAGCAGCAGCAGCAGCAUGGGAAGCUACAGAGACGUGGGAGUAUUCAGUUUGAGCAGCAGGAGCAGCAGCAGCAGCAACAGCAACAGCAGCAGCAGCAGCAGCAGCAGGAGCAGCAACAGCAGCAGCAGCAGCAGGAGCAGCAACAGCAGGAGCAACAGCAGCAGCAGCAGCAGCUUCCACCACCAGCGCUGCAGGAGCAAUCCCAGCAGAAGCUGCUGAGCAACCAGGAAAACUUGCAGAACAAUGGGCAGAACAACCAGCAGAGCGGGCAGACCAACGGGCAGAACAACGGGCAGAACGGGCAGACGAAUUAUGGGUGGCAGGGUGGAGAGCUGAUGCUGCCGCAGCAGCAGCAGGACGGGUGGGGUGAGGGACGGAAGAAGCCAAGACAGGCCGCCCAAGAUUCUCCAGCGAUUCUUACAGGAGCCACUCUCCCCCCGUCCGCCCCCCACCUCCCUCCCCUGGGUUCAUGCGCCUCUCUGGACGAGUCCUUUCUCAGGCAGAUCCCCCAGGUUCCUCACUUUCAACACCUCGCCUGGUCAGGUGACUGGUCAGGUGAUUUCAACAGCAGGAGCAGUGCCCUCCUGUCUGGUAGCGCUCCUCUGCCCAUGCCUGUCCCUUUGCCGUCCCACCGAUCUCUCCUGUCGGGUAAUGUGCUGCUGUCUGGCGGUAGCGGUGUGGCUGGCUCCAGUCUCGCGCAUAACAGCAAUGGUAAUAUCACGCCUGGAAAUAUUGGCUCUGGCAACACUAGCAAUCGCAAUGUUGCUUAUGGCAACAGCAGCAGCCAUGGGGCCAAUGGUGGUUAUGCUGCUUCCACUGCCAAUUGCUCCUCGUGGAUGACUGGCCUCGCUCUGCCUCCGGAACCAGCCAAUCCAUACCUGCCACGUCACCUGAGCAUGCAGCGACAGCUGAGCAUGCAGCAGCAGCAUCUCCAACAGCAGCAGCAGCGGAUGCUCACAGGUUCUAGCACAGGCCUCAGCUCGCACAGCUCUUUUUCCCAGCACCUGCAGCUUCAGGGGGCAGCGCUGGCAGGAGGAUUGGGAGGAGGAGGGGAGAUGGUAGGAGGAAUGGGAGGAGGGGGGACGGCAGGAGGAAUGGGAGGCGGGGGGUUGGGAGGGAUGGCAGCAGUUGACCUUUCAGGUUUCACUGGUUGCGGGUUGAUAGCACCUGCUGGUGGUGCUGGUGGGAUGGCAACAUGCGGUGGGAUGUCAGGCGGUGGGAUGUUAGCUGUUGGUGGAGAGGGGCUGGCAAGUGUUGGUCGGGCGGACCUUUCGCGUCCCUCUCAGGUGCUCGUGACGUCAGCAUCUGCACCGGCCGCACCACCAACAGCUGAGAGAACUGCACCGACUCUUGCUGCUGCCGUUUCUGCUCCUGCUCCCGCUCCUUCCUCAACUCCUGUCUCUGCCCCCGCUCCUGCCUCUGCUCCCGCUCCUGCUGCUGCCCCCGCUCCUGCCUCUGCCCCCGCUCCUGCCUCUGCCCCCGCUCCUGCCUCUGCCCCCGCUCCUGCCUCUAUCCCCGCUCCUGCCUCUGCUCCCGCUCCUGCUGCUGCUUCUGAUCCUGCUUCCGCUGAACCAUCCCUUGCUGUAGCAUCUGCAUCUGUACCAGCUGCGACUGUUGCGGUGGUGCAUGGGGAGGGCCAGGACUGGUGGGUGGGGCAUGACAGCCACAACGGCGUAUCAGCAGCUUCCCCUCUAGGGUCAUCCCCGUUAGUAGCAUCCCCGUUACAAGCAUUCCCGCUAGGAUCCCCAACUACUGCAAUAGUGCAGGCAGGUUUAGAGGAGCCGCACUGCGAAUUGAAUCCUGAUGGACGAACCAACAACGCCAUGCCCAUACGUCGUGAGAAGGAGGCUGAUGGGAAGGAGACUGAUGGGACAAGUGGGAAUGGCCAGGGCAAGACCGGGUGUGACACGGGGGUGUGUGACAAGGGGAAGUCUGCUGGGGGGGGAUGGGCUACAGGGGGGGGGUAUGCUGGCUCGUCAGGCUAUGGCAAAGGGCAGCAGCGGAUCGAUUCGUUAAGUUCAGCCGAAGCGAGGCACAUCUAUGGGGCUAUCACCCCUCUGUGUGCCACCCCUCUGAUUCCGCAUCACAACUCCGACCUCACUUCCCACAUGCAUGGUGGCCAUUCUCUACCCCCAGAACUAGCCUGUGCCCGUUCACAGUCAUCUCUUCCCCAGUCCUCCCUCCACCAGUCCGCCCUCCCCCUGUACAGUCACCCAAACGCCCUGCUCCAGGGCCAAUCUCUCUGCAAUAAGCAGUCGGCAUCCGCCGCCCAUCACGCCCUGCUGGACCUCUUCGAUCUGAACACCAACUUAUCGCGGCGAGACCACGACUUAUCAAGUCGUGACCAUUACUUAUUGCAGCCGGAGCAGCAUGAGUCAGUGACGGAAAAUGGCCAUGGCUUAUCACGGCCAGGGCAGGGAAGCGUAGAGGAGUGCCAUGACACCGGUGCUCCUCCUGUUUCCCCGCCUCUCGUUCCUCCCUGCCCUCCUCAUCCUCCCUCCCGCCUUGAGCGGUCCAGUGAAGUAAGCCUGGAGCUGCUGCUGCAGGAGAAGGAAUGAGAGCCUGUGCUGCUGCUGCUGCUGCUGCUGCUGCCGCUGAUGCUGCUGCUGCUCUAUGGGGAUGCUGCUUCUUCUCUUCCUCAACCAACUAGCCUCUGCUGUGCUGCUUCUCAUAUGCGUGUGUUUGAUUAUUCUAGGGGUGUGAAUUAUUGUGGGUGCAUAGGUGCGCAUGUGUUUUGUACCAUAUGUGUGCGUCUGUUUUUGUGUGUUCCGACACAAAAGAACAUCUAUACUGAACCGUUCUCCUUGUAAGCCCUGGAUAAGUUUCACG